This is a messenger RNA of Cladocopium goreaui, 4278 nucleotides long. The record is from the annotation of a GenBank genome assembly. NCBI's taxonomy places the organism in Eukaryota, Dinophyceae, Suessiales, Symbiodiniaceae.
AUGGGCAACCAGAACGGAAUCAAUGAUGAGAGAUAUGUAACCCACAAAAAGUAUUACCGGGAAACCAAACGAGUUUCUGACAUACUUGUCAUUGAGAAUGUCCCAGAGUAUCAAAGUGCUACAGCUUCUGCUGAACUAGGGCCCCACUGGUCUUUGGAAUCGGUGGUAUUGGAUCCGAGACUCUUCGGAGUUCCAGCAUCUCGUCCACGGAGAUUCAUCCUUGCCUUCGACAAGAGGAAGGAUGCCAAACGAUUUCUGGAGCCCGAGGAACUGCUGUCGUCUCACAUCCUGCCAGUGACCGCUGAACAGGGUUUCGGCUUUCAGGCGUUGUGCAUUCCUGCAAGGGGCAGGUCUUGCGCGAUGCCCAAACGUGCGGGGGCUGGCAAUGGGCCUGCCACCAAAAGUGUGAAGACAAAUGUGGUUGCAGUGUGGGCUUCCAAGACUUUUGACCAAGCCAAGACUUUCGAUGUUGAGGGAGGCGAACAUCCUGUUCAGAUGCUGGUGGAUGAUUUGACACCACAGCUCUACCUACCCAUCCAAGAGUGGCUCGAGCAUCUUAUCCCUGGUUUUCCUGAGAAGACGGACGAUUUGGUGGAUAUUCCUCUCUUGGCCAUCUAUUUUCUACCCCCGGCAGAUGGUCUUCCUCUCUUUCAUGCGUGGCUAGUCACUGCAAAGGAUGUGUGGCACCGUGGCUAUGAAGGCCAUCGUGAAAUUCUUGAGAUUCGGUUGAAUGACCGGGUGGACCUGGUGGACCAUGGAUUCCGUUCCUUUAUUCCCACGAAAGGUCUGGGGCGUGUCUCCUGCAUCUUGUGGGCAGUUCUUUGGAGCUAUUUCAACAGGGAUUCCAUGGAUGGAGAUGCCAAGUCGGAUUUCAUCAGGUGGCUCCACUCUGUGAAGUCCCUCAAGUGCAAGGUCCAGUCUGCAGGGGUCGCGGAGCUGAGGUGGCGCAGGAUCCAGGACACCGUCAAGUACCCGGAGUCAAAGUACAAGGAUGCGUUCUUUGCUGCGAUGGAAGAGUACAACCAGUAUGGCAUUGCUGAGGUCAGCUCCCGCUACCGACUGGACAAAACUGCCAUGGAUGAACUUUAUGGGUUCAAGGUUGGUGUCUGCGAGAAAGCAUUUGAGCUCCUCCAGAAGCACUUGCACUGCUUCAAGUUUGAAGCGCGGGCCGGCAAGGCAUGUUCCGUCCGUUUGCCCUUGACCGAAUGGCUCACUGAGUGCGAUCGGAUGUGUUUCGUUUCCCACGUCUUGGCGUUGAUGGCUUAUUGGAAGGAUGAGCACGGCACCUAUGUGUUUGACAAUGGUGUCAUUGAGAAUCUUCUCAAGCGUGCUGUGGCCGACACAUUCGUAAAGACUUUGGACCCUCAGUUCAAGAUUGAGGAGACCAUCAUGUUCACAGAAGUCGCACCGAAAAAGAUCGACACGACCAAGGAGAAAGUGGAGCAGGCGGACCAGAAGCUCCAAGCUUUGUCUGCUGAAUCCCGCAAAGCACAAUUCCAAGCCGAUUCUCUUGCACUGGCCAGGGAUUUGGCACAAGUGGGGAAUGUUUAUCGUGAUGUGGUCAAGUCUGAGAAUUCGAUUCGUCAGGAACGCAUCAUGCACCUUCGGGGUCAAAAUUGUAUCGGUGCAGCCUUGGUGGCUGAUUACAUGUCCUUGAACAUGGCUGUCCAUGCUGGGUCCCUCAAGGAACAGAUCUCCCUCGCUGACCGGUUCUUGACUCGAUUUCCUCAAUACCCUUGUGUGGUUUGGUGCGACUUGAUGAAGUGCGGCCGCUUGACGCAGCAAGAAGUCAACGACUACUGUGACCUGAUGCAUUCAAUCUUCAAAAAGAGUCCUAUGUCAGUGGCAGUGCUGGUCGCACCUUACUUGGUCUCCGAGAAAGUGGCUGGCUACAGGGGAGAAUUGAGGAGAUGGGAGGACAAAAUGGACGCCCGAGGAUUCAAGCAGCACAGCAUCGCCAUUCGCUGCCAGUCGAACAGAAAUGAAAUUCCUUGGACGCCGGAAGGUCAAUACGUUGUACCGGUGGCCCAGAAAGACAACUUGCCCCAUGCCUCCGAGGGAAUGUCUUUGUCGGAUGUCCAGGAAUGUGCACAAUUCCUGGCGGGUGAGGCUCUCCCGUGUGGCCUACUUUCGGCAUUGUUGGGGCGGACGCCACCGGCAUCGUCAGCCACGGAUGUGGACCCAAACCAAUAUCCUUUGAAGCUGAUCAAGCUUGAUUAUGAUCCAAAUCCUUCAUUGAAAGGGUGGACCAAGUUUCGGAUCAGCAUUCCCCCAGCAGUGCGGGCUCGAUACAUCGAUGACCAAGUAUUUGGGGAGGAUUGGUCAAACAUCUUGAAGGAUUUUGAUCAAAAGUACAGUCCAAAGUCCAAUGCUGAUGCCACGGCUGCCCUUGCCCUGGUUAAAAAGGAGGAGGAAGAUGCAACCAAGGUCAUUGAACCUUGGACCAAUGAACCUGAAACUCUUGAAGAAUUGAUGGACAAGUACAUCGUUGAGGCCAAAUUCCCGGGGAGGAAUCAUGGGAGUACCAUGUUCCUGGUCCAGAGCAAAGCCCGUGAUGGUAUCGCACGUGGCGGCGGUCUUUUCGAAGAUGGAAUUUGUUGUGGCACAUGGUUCUUCAAAAAGGAGAAGCCAGAGAAAGAUCAGCCGGAGAAGAAGACAGGCAGAAAGAAAGGAGAUUCCGACGAAGGCGAAGCUGAGGAGAAGAAAGUAAAGAAGAUCAGAAAGGAGGUCUAUGAGGAGAAGGGCAGCCACAAGAAAAAGGCAAAGACUUUGCAGACCGACGAGAAGGACAAGGAGAGCAAAGAUGAGAAGAGUGCAGGUGAAGAUGCGAUGAACCAGGGGGUCAACGAGAAUGGAUCGUACUCACAGGGGACAGAGAUCACAGAUCCUGGGUGUAGCCAGGACCCUGACAAACACCAGACGGAUGAAAAGAAGAAGAAGACCAAAGACAAGAAGGAAAAGGACAAGCCAGAGAAAGAUCAGCCGCAGAAGGAGACUCAGAAGGAGACAGACAGCAAAGGCAGCAAGAAAGGAGAUUCCGACGAAGGCGAAGCUGAGGAGAAGAAAGUAAAGAAGAUCAGAAAGGAGGUCUAUGAGGAGAAGGGCAGCCACAAGAAAAAGGCAAAGACUUUGCAGACCGACGAGAAGGACAAGGAGAGCAAAGAUGAGAAGAGUGCAGGUGAAGAUGCGAUGAACCAGGAGGUCAACGAGAAUGGAUCGUACUCACAGGGGACAGAGAUCACAGAUCCUGGGUGUAGCCAGGACCCUGACAAACACCAGACGGAUGAAAAGAAGAAGAAGCCCAAAGACAAGAAGGAAAAGGACAAGCCAGAGAAAGAUCAGCCGCAGAAGGAGACAGACAGCAAAGGCAGCAAGAAAGGAGAUUCCGACGAAGGCGAAGCUGAGGAGAAGAAAGUAAAGAAGAUCAGAAAGGAGGUCUAUGAGGAGAAGGGCAGCCACAAGAAAAAGGCAAAGACUUUGCAGACCGACGAGAAGGACAAGGAGAGCAAAGAUGAGAAGAGUGCAGGUGAAGAUGAACGAUGCAGCAAGAAAGGAGAUUCCGACGAAGGCGAAGCUGAGGAGAAGAAAGUAAAGAAGAUCAGAAAGGAGGUCUAUGAGGAGAAGGGCAGCCACAAGAAAAAGGCAAAGACUUUGCAGACCGACGAGAAGGACAAGGAGAGCAAAGAUGAGAAGAGUGCAGGUGAAGAUGCGAUGAACCAGGAGGACCCUGACAAACACCAGACGGAUGAAAAGAAGAAGAAGACCAAAGACAAGAAGGAAAAGGACAAGCCAGAGAAAGAUCAGCCGCAGAAGGAGACAGACAGCAAAGGCAGCAAGAAAGGAGAUUCCGACGAAGGCGAAGCUGAGGAGAAGAAAGUAAAGAAGAUCAGAAAGGAGGUCUAUGAGGAGAAGGGCAGCCACAAGAAAAAGGCAAAGACUUUGCAGACCGACGAGAAGGACAAGGAGAGCAAAGAUGAGAAGAGUGCAGGUGAAGAUGCGAUGAACCAGGAGGUCAACGACCAGGACCCUGACAAACACCAGACGGAUGAAAAGAAGAAGAAGACCAAAGACAAGAAGGAAAAGGACAAGCCAGAGAAAGAUCAGCCGCAGAAGGAGACAGACAGCAAAGGCAGCCAGAAAGGAGAUUCCGACGAAGGCGAAGCUGAGGAGAAGAAAGUAAAGAAGAUCAGAAAGGAGGUCUAUGAGGAGAAGGGCAGCCACAAGAAAAAGGCAAAGACUUUUGCAGACCGACGAGAAGGACAAGGAGAGCAAAGAUGA